Suillus subalutaceus is the source of this 315-nucleotide messenger RNA. RefSeq lists its product as uncharacterized. Lineage: Eukaryota; Fungi; Basidiomycota; Agaricomycetes; Boletales; Suillaceae. Bases 1 to 315 code for a protein of 104 amino acids. The record is from RefSeq and is a predicted model, not a curated record. The transcript has a single exon.
AUGUACAACUGGUGUUCACCCUUCCACCGUGAUCCUCUGUCUCAUUCCCAAUGGUUUGACGUCAUGACCAGCAUCGGCAAUUAUGGAGGAGCAAGGAUGAAGAUGCCUAAUAUAGGCAUUGAAAUUGUGUAUGAUUCAGGUGCCAUGGCUGUUGGUUCAGGAAGGAUAAUCAGGCAUGGGGUAGAUGUGGUGGAUGGUGACCAAAUAGCUUGGGUGUGGUACAUGAGGGAUGAUGUGCAUGAGUUUAUAGAUAUGCCCCGAGCUGACUACUCGAGGUACGAGUCAAUAGUCGGCGACGCUAUACACAGGACUUGA